AUGCAUGUGUUGGUGACUGGAGGCGCCGGAUAUAUAGGUUCUUCAUUAGUGCCGCUUCUUCUGGAGGAGGGAUACAAAGUCACAGUUUUCGAUCGCUUCGAUUUCGGCAUUACACCGCUUCUGCCAUUCAUUUCAAACCCAAAUCUAAAUCUUAUUAAAAGUGAUAUCAGAAUCAAGAGUGAAAUCUCUUCCGUGGUUAAUACCGUCGAUGCUGUCAUUCAUUUGGCAGCGAUUGUCGGAUACCCGGCCUGUGAGAAGAAUCCGGAACUGGCGGUCAAAGUGAACGAAACUGGGACUCAAAAUCUCGUGGAAGCGCUUCGACCGCAUCAGAGGAUAGUGUUUGCGUCGACCGGUUCUUGUUAUGGCGCUAUCGAUGGCAUCUGUACUGAAGAGACACCGAUAUCUCCGCUCACACUCUAUGGUAAAACUAAAGCCAAAGCCGAGACACUGGUCUUAAACAGCAAUGGAGUUGUGCUAAGACUGGCCACACUGUUCGGUGUGUCCUCACGAAUGCGUUUGGAUCUACUUAUCAAUGACUUGACUCACAGCGCGCUCAUCCAUAAGAAGAUAAUACUUUUUGAGCCACACUUUAAGCGAACUUUUCUUCACGUCAGAGACGCCGCCAAAGCCUUCCUCUUUAGUCUUCAAAACUACGAUCAAAUGCAAGGAAAUGUCUUUAAUGUCGGCGACGAGACCAUGAAUAUGAGUAAAGCCGAGGCGGCCCUUACUAUCGCAGACUUCGUUCCCGAGUGUGUCAUCCAAUUGUCGGAAACGGGUGAAGACAAAGACAAACGCGAUUAUGUGGUCUCCUAUGAGAAGAUCGCCAAACAUGGCUUCAAAUCACAGCUUUCUCUGAGACAAGGCAUCCAAGAACUCGUCAAAACAUUGCCUCAAAUAUUAAACGCCGAAGAAGUGAUGACACAAACGACCGACACUUCAGCCCAAUCGCCGAAAAGCCCGAAAUCACCGGAAAGUGAGAAAAGCAAACGAUAUGACCGACAAUUGCGUCUUUGGGGUGAUUGCGGACAAACGGCUUUGGAGUCAUCGCAUGUGUGUCUCAUUAACGCCACUUCAUUGGGCACAGAGAUCCUCAAGAGUUUAGUACUUCCCGGCAUUCGUGCGCUCACUAUCAUCGACAACAAAGUGGUCACUGAGGAGGACAUCGGAAACAACUUCUUCCUAUUGAGCGAAGACUCUGUCGGCAAAAAUAGGGCCAAAAUAGCGGCACAACUGUUGUCUGAAUUGAACGAUGACCUCAAGAAAGCCGAUCAUUUGGAUGAGUCGUUGGAAUCAAUACUUGAAUCCAAUCCCAACUUCUUCUCCAACUUCUCUGUUGUGAUCGCAACGGAUGUUAAUAACGAUAAGUCAUUGAACCGAUUGAGUCAAGUCUUGUGGCAAAACAAUGUUCCUCUCAUUGUCUGCAAAUCGAUUGGUUUUGUCGGUUAUAUUCGGCUUCAGAUCAAAGAGCAGACGAUCAUUGAAUCACAUCCGGAGAAUGUCUUCGAAGACUUAAGACUCGACGAACCGUUUGAUGAGUUGAAGCUAUACUUAGACUCCUAUGAGAAGUUUGAGGACAUGUCUCGCAAAGAGUUAUCUCACACACCAUUUCUGGUCAUUCUUCACAAAUAUCUCCUCAAAUGGAGGCAACACUUGAAUCGCAGCGCAAAAGAAUUGCCCAAAACUUUUAAGGAGAAGAACGAACUGAAGAAAUUGAUUCGCGAAGACAUGGAUGCGCUGAGAGAGCAUCUGAAGAGUAAGUCAGAUGAGGAGGAAUCCAAAGAACUCGAUCUCGAGAACUUCGAAGAGGCCAUGAAAGCCGUGAACACCGUAUUAAUCGCUUCCGAUUACAUUCCGUCCGAAAUUCAGUCACUUCUGAACGACUCGAGAGUGACGUCCAGUGAAUCCAAUGACACGUCGUUCUGGCUGUUAGUCAAAGCACUCAAACAAUUUGUCGAUCAAAAUUUUACAGACGGAGACUCCCCUUGCGAGCUUUCGGCGGCUUCUGCGGCUUUCACAAAUGUUAUAGAAUGUCUCACUCCCUCGGGCACACACUCUGACGGUAUAGACACCGAACUCAGUGGCCAUCGAUUGAAACAAAUCGCGAAUACUAUCGGAAUCGCUGACGACGACACCGAAGACGACGAACUCCGGUAUUAUCUGCUCAUGAGAUUAGUCGACAAAUUCUACUCAUUUCACAACCGAUUCCCCGGUGAACGCAAUGAUGAGGUCGAGAGCGACGUCUCUGUGCUUAAGACGUAUCUCAAAGAGAUUUCUAGUGAUUUUGGAUCUAAUUCUGUAGUGAAGGACGACUUGAUCCAUGAAAUGAUCAGUUCAUGGGGUGAUUGGUUGCGAUCAAAGAGUGGCCGCAAACUUGUGGCCGAAUGUCGAGCUAUUGGGCGAACUCUGGCCAACGCCAGGCUAUCGGUGCCCAUCACUAAGACAUGGUUUGCAGAUCCGAUGCUACUGUCCAAUGAUAACCACAACAAGAGUUCAAACAACAAACCAAACGGUAAUAAAAAGUCGGAAACGAAUCGCAAUUACGAUAACGAAGACCAGGAGGAAGACAACGAUGAGCCCAAGUCCUCACUCAUCGCCAAAGCUGUCGUUUGGAUGUUAUCCGGAUAUAUGGUGAUCACGAUUAUGUCACUCCUGUUCCCCAACUCAAACACUCCGGAUGUGUUGAGAUAUGUCUCAUGGAAUGAGUUUCUGCACCAAAUGCUGGCCAAAGGAGAGGUGGAACAGCUGUUAGUGCGCCCGGAGCUCGAUUUGGUGACCAUUUAUCUACACGACGGCGCUAUCAUUAAAGGCAAUCGCGCCGACCAUAAGACAUAUCACAUGAAUAUAGUAAACGUGGCGUCGUUUGAGAAGCGUCUUCGGGAUGCCGAGAGAUACCUAUCCAUCAAACCAGACAAAGCGCGUCUUCGGGAUGCCGAGAGAUACCUAUCCAUCAAACCAGACAAAGCGGUUCCCGUUGUGUACGAACGCAAUCAGGAGAGCACUUGGCUUUUGUUGGUCUCAUUGGUGGCCGUCUCGCUUAUGAUACUAAUUAUGUUCAGAUCCGGACAAAUCAAAACUCCCGUUAAUGUGGACUUCUUCUCGCAAAUGGGUCGCGCGAAGUACACAAUGGUUGACCCGUUGACGGGCGGAGGGAAAGGCGUGCGAUUCAAAGACGUGGCCGGACUUAAGGAGGCGAAAGUGGAAAUCAUGGAGUUUGUUGACUAUCUUAAGGCUCCGGAAAGGUUUCGGGCAUUAGGAGCUAAGGUUCCUCGAGGGGUACUACUGCUGGGACCGCCCGGUUGUGGCAAAACAAUGUUAGCUAAAGCAGUGGCCACAGAGGCGAGUGUGCCUUUCCUAGCGAUGGCCGGAUCCGAGUUUAUUGAGAUGAUUGGGGGGUUAGGGGCGGCGCGAGUCCGGGAUCUGUUCAAAGAAGCCCGUAAGCGGUCGCCAUGUAUUGUAUACAUCGAUGAGAUCGACGCCAUCGGCAGGAAGAGGAGCACCGCUAGUAUUCAAGGCGUAAGCGGUGAAGAGGAACAGACAUUAAACCAGUUGUUGGUUGAAAUGGACGGAAUGGGACAGAGAGAGGGUGUCAUUAUGUUGGCCUCGACUAAUAGGGCAGACAUUUUAGAUAAGGCUUUGUUAAGGCCGGGAAGGAAAGACAUUUUUCGUCAGCACUUGAAAGCCAUUAAAUUAGAGCUCAAUCCAAAUGAAUACGCCUUACGUUUGGCUCAAUUGACUCCCGGCUUCACCGGCGCUGACAUCGCAAAUGUCGUGAACGAGGCGGCACUACAUGCGGCCCGAGAGGCCAAACAGAUAGUCAAAGCCGAGGAUCUGGAGUAUGCGGUGGAAAGGGUUGUCGGCGGCACUGAAAAGCGCAGUCAAGUGAUGAGCACUCAGGAGAAGAAGUUGAUUGCGUUUCAUGAAUGCGGUCACGCGUUGGUCGGGUGGCUCUUACCACAUACCGACGCUCUCCUCAAAGUAUCGAUAGUCCCGCGAACUAAUAACGUGUUGGGAUUCUCACGAGUCCUGCCCUCAGACCAGAAGCUCUACACAACGGAACAGCUGUUCGAUCGGAUGUGUAUGGCUUUGGGCGGAAGAGUCGCCGAAUCGUUGGUCUUCAAUAGAGUCACUUCUGGCGCACAAAACGAUUUGGAAAGAGUGACAAAAAUGGCGUAUUCUAUGAUUCAAAGCUAUGGCAUGGAUUCCGUCGUCGGUCCCAUCAGUUACCCGACCACUGAUGAGAUGAAGAAUGAGUCGGGAGUUGUGAGCAGAAAGCCGUUCAGCAAACAGUUGGCCAAUACUAUAGACUUGAGGGCCCGACAGCUUGUGGCCAAUGCUUACAAAGAAACAGAACUUCUUUUGACUAAUAAUUCAGAAAAACUUAAUUUAUUGGCCGAAACUCUCCUUCACAGAGAAGUAUUGAAUUAUUCAGACAUCGUAUCACUUAUAGGUCCGCCGCCUUAUGGAGACAAAAAACUGGUGGAGUUCUUGGAUUUAGGACCCAUUGUGGAGACUAAGAGCACAUCCAAUGGAGACACUAAUAAAAAUGAUAAAGAAUCAAAUAAUUCUGAAAAUAAUUUUAAUAAAUAA
Molecule: messenger RNA, 4587 nt
Organism: Oppiella nova
Lineage: Eukaryota; Metazoa; Arthropoda; Arachnida; Sarcoptiformes; Oppiidae
Source: the annotation of a GenBank genome assembly